This is a messenger RNA of Diaporthe citri, 2154 nucleotides long. RefSeq lists its product as uncharacterized. The coding region runs from base 1 to 2154 and encodes 717 amino acids. NCBI's taxonomy places the organism in Eukaryota, Fungi, Ascomycota, Sordariomycetes, Diaporthales, Diaporthaceae. The transcript is spliced from 5 exons. The record is from RefSeq and is a predicted model, not a curated record.
AUGGCGACAACGAAGGCGUGGCAAGGAGCCGAAUCCACCGUCAAGUAUGCAGUCCACCUUGGAGUUUGGACUAACUGGUCUCGUGGUGCCAUCAUGGGGGCCACACUCACUUUGCGGCGGACAGAAGGCAACUACCUCCUUGCCUUCACCUCUCUGUUCAUCACCAUCGUCGCGAGCUGCUUUUGGAGCAUUGCGAGGCGGGCGUUGCAUCGCUGUUAUUCAACUUCGGCGCCGCGCGACACCCUCUAUCAUCAACAGCAAGCGGUUUUGCGCAACUCGUCUUCCGCAUUCGAGAGCUUUCAGAUUCUUUGCUCGCUUGCUUGGGCGUGGCGCCGCACAGUCAAAGGCAAACGUUGCCUUCUCCGCCUGGUGCCAGGUGUGUUGGCGGCUGCGUUUGUCGUUGUUUCUUUCGCCAUUGCGUCGGGUUUCUCGUCCCAGAUUUUUCAGGCCGACGAUCCCAACUAUGAUGCACACUCCAGAGUACCAUACCGGGCGCGAAUGGUCACAAACGAUGCGAACUAUGCCCAACAGUGUUAUUCAGCCAACUCGUCCUCGGGAAUAUUCGACUGCACAUCUUUCGUCAGAGCAAAUCUACGCAGUACCAUUGACACAGAGGCGCCCUGUCCAUUCGCAAAUGGUUUGUGCCGGAGCGAUAACGCAAACAUUCGGUUGGAUACUGGGCACAUCGACAGUAACGACGACUUGGGCAUGAACUCGCCCGAGGGUGAAAGGAUCCUGUUCAGGUCCGUGUUGAGCUGUGCGCCUUUGUCAACUGAGGGAUUUUCCACAAACCUCACGACAGAGACAGGGGAUUUUACCUUGUACGAUUAUGGGAACAAGACAGUGGGUCAAAAUUAUACGUACAGGGUUCGGAGUCUCCAAGAGCAGUACCCAGCUGACGAUAUUGAAGGGGCUCGCGGUACGAACUUUGUUUUGGCAUCAUUCGCGGAGACCAACUACCAGGAAACCACUUACACGCCGUCUUCGUCAUUGCAGACAGACACAGAAUAUUUUCCCAAAGACGGUGACCUUCAUCUCAUCUUUCUCUCCGGAAACGGUAUCAGAUUCCAAGAGCCCGUGAACGAUCCUUGGUAUCGCGCAACGGUUCCAACUAGGCCCAUUGUCGCAGCGACCAAGCCAGGAACGUCUGCUGAACACCCUGCAUAUCGUUCUGAAGAAGCAGCGUCACCAAUGGCCUGCCUCGAACAGUUUCAACUUUGUUAUGGCAGUACAAGCCGAUGCGGGCCGCUGGCCAGCUGGCUGGAUGCUCAAGAUGGAGCUUCGAAACUGCUCAACUUCCCUCUCGAGAGGGAAGGUCCGCCGGCAGACAACCAUCCUGCAUCCCGAUUCUACUGGUUCGUGGCGCUGUUUACCUAUGCUGUGCCUGGCCUCCAGCCCGUCCUUCUCCAACUCGGCGCAAACUCGUUGGCUUCAAUGCGCAGCCUAUACGCUGGCGUCAUGGGCCCGCUUCCGGACAACCAGUGGCAAGUCGACGUGAUGCAGUGGUGGGCUACAUAUUUGGCAGGCAUCCAGAGCGCAGUCGUCUCGAUCGCGUCCGGCCCCAUUGAUCCUUCACUAGAGCACCUGCGUAUCAGGCCUUACAACCAAUGGAUUCAAGAUAGUAUUUGUAACAACCAGAUCAUUCGCAGCUCCGACUAUACCUCCUUCAGCCUUUUUGGCCUAUGUUUCACUUACAUUCUUGGGCUCAUUAUCGUCAUUGUCGCAUUCUGCCUGGAUCCAGUCCUGGAUACAUUGUCAACCCGUUUUCACCGGGGCGCAUAUUCUUAUGUGGAGUGGACCUCUACGGACACACUACAACUGCAGCGGAUGGCCUUUCAGGGCGUGAAGUCGGGCACUUGGUCCGGCUCCGCGAGUUCAGUUCCUGUGACUUCAAAAGCGGGUGAAAUCAUGGCGAACCUGCCGUUCGAGUACCCCAUCAGUCAACUUCGCAGCGAGAAACCCGGCUCCAACGUUGCGAUAAAAGCGACCGCAGGCACUUCAGUGCCGACGUCACCUCUGAAAACAUCAAUUACUCCCUCUAAAUCCAUUGAUACACUGAAAAACUCGACAAGGGUGGGCACAAUAUCGUCCAUGGACAUGGAGGUUUCACCUAUCACUCCGACAAUUACAGCGGCCAAGUCCACCAAAGCAUAA